AUGUCAAAUGCUCAGAAUGCCUUCUCGCUUGCCGGCAAAGGCCUGAAGUUGGAUACCAAAGAAGAUCUCGAGCAACACAUCCAACCCCUCAUAGACCAUGAGAAUGUCCAGAGCCUCGACCUCUCCGGCAAUACAUUCGGCGUCGGUGCCUGCGAAGCACUCGCAUCCAUACUCAAGACCAAGACAUCCCUGACCACGAUCGAUCUACAUGACAUCUUCACAUCCCGCCUACUCUCAGAGAUCCCACCUGCCCUGUCUGCACUGCUCACAGCAGUGCUCGAGUGUCCGAAUGUGCACACGAUUGAUCUAAGCGACAACGCAUUUGGUCUCAAUACCAAAGCUCCCUUGGUCGACUUCCUUGCGAAGCAUACACCCUUACGACAUCUCAUUCUGAACAACAAUGGCAUGGGCCCGAUUGCUGGAACUUCAAUAGCAGAGGCACUGACUACACUCGCUGAGACGAAGGUUGCGGCCCGAAAAGAAGGCAAGGAUGUGCCAGACCUCGAAAGUGUCGUCUGCGGACGUAACCGGCUCGAGAACGGAAGCAUGAUUGCGUGGGCCAAAGCAUACGAGGCACAUUCUGCAGGCAUAAAGAGCGUGAAGAUGACCCAGAAUGGCAUUCGACCAGAAGGCAUCGACGUUCUGAUCUCCGCUGGGCUAUCGAAGUGCUCGAAUCUCGAAGUGUUCGACCUACAGGACAACACGUUCACCUACAGAGGCGCUGCAGCUCUGGCCACGGCCGUCGGAGGGUGGACCAAACUGAAGGAACUAGGCGUUGGUGAUGACAUGCUUGGAGCUCGCGGAUCUGUGAAAGUGUUUGAGGCUCUCGGGUCUGGUAACAGCAGAGCUGUAGAAGUUCUUCGGUUACAAUUUAACGACAUCACACCGGCCAGUCUCAAAGUCUUAUUGCAAACUGCCAAGGAACUGCCAUCUCUCCGUCGCGUCGAGCUCAAUGGCAACAAAUUCGAAGAGGAAGAUCCUUCGGUGGAAGCCCUGUCAGAACUGCUGUCAGAACGCAAAGACGAAGCCGGGGAAGAUAGCGACCCAGAGGACCACUGGGGCCUCGAUGAGUUGGACGAAUUAGAAGGUGAGGACAGUGAUGAGGAGGAAGAGGAAGAAGAUGAGGUGGAGGCGGACGCUGAGGAAGCUCGCGCAAAGUUGCUUAAGGACCAGGACGACGCAGAAGAGGCAAACGUCAGCCAGAAGAAGGAUAAGGACGUGGACGAGCUAGCGAAUGAAUUGGAGAAGACUGGGAUUUGA
Messenger RNA from Cyphellophora attinorum, 1260 nucleotides. RefSeq names its product Ran GTPase-activating protein 1. Gene Ontology annotation, biological process: activation of GTPase activity; nucleocytoplasmic transport. Gene Ontology annotation, cellular component: perinuclear region of cytoplasm; cytosol; nucleus. Bases 1 to 1260 code for a protein of 419 amino acids. The record is from RefSeq and is a predicted model, not a curated record. NCBI's taxonomy places the organism in Eukaryota, Fungi, Ascomycota, Eurotiomycetes, Chaetothyriales, Cyphellophoraceae. Gene Ontology annotation, molecular function: GTPase activator activity; small GTPase binding. The transcript has a single exon.